CAGAAAGUGCAAUUAAAUUAAAACUGAUUCUACUGCUAGGCUCAGAAACAAUAUUCGAAAUGUUUCAAUAAAUAUUAGGAAAAUAAUUAUAAAAGUGAUUUAUCAUUAUAAAAUGUUUAAUGAACGCAACUAAUUGUAAACUACCGGAAGACAUUAAUGAAGAAUACAUAAAUUUGCUUGAUGGGCUUUUAGCCAAUCAUACCUAACGCAACCUGAUACCGGGCUACCGGAAAAGGGGGAUUCAUCGUUGCAGAGGCGAAAAGGGUACGUCGAGGAAAUUUCUUGAUGGAAUUAAGUCAAUGAAAUUACGGAAAAACUGCUUUGUUUGAACUGAUAGUAUAGCGCUCUCGGUGGAAAUAUGUGGCUAGAAGAAUGCCACAGUUUCGCCGAACUGUGUCGGGGAUAUUUGCCGUACUAUUUAUUAAUAGUUCUGCCGAUUUUCAUUAUCAUCUCUCCGGUUAAUCCUGUAGCCGCUUCCCACGAGUUCCCUGUAUAUCGUAUGCAUCAGUAUGACUUGCACGGAGUUCCACAUGGUUGUCGAAAUGCACCGGUUUCCUUGGAGGCGAGAUCAUUGACUGGAUGGAGUACUUCUAGACACUGCGUUGUUGCAAAAGCUUUGGAUAUCACGCCGUCUGUCUUCCAGUCCAUUAAAAGCAAGGCUGGCGCAUUGGUAAUUGUUCUGCCUGAGAAAAUAAAUGAGCUUACAAUAGAGGAAGAGCAGCACAUCAUGAAUCUAGAAGAGGCUAUGAUGUAUGGCUCUGAGACGAUGAUACCAGUAUACUUUGCACUGUGGCAUCCAAAUCUUCAAACAAUUCUGGACGAUAUUGCAGAUGGUUUUAUUACUGAUGAAAAAGCUGGCACCGCAGCAGAGGCUAUGUACAACUCAAUUUCCGCCAGUGGUUAUCAAGUAGUGGUAACCACUGCACAGGCACUUCCUAAAACAGAUGUUAAGGUUGCCACACUGCAUGGCAAGUUAACUGGAACUGGCGCUGAGGAGAAAUUACCUACUAUAGCAAUAGUAACACAUUAUGAUAGCAUUGGGGUAGUACCUGAACUGUCCUUUGGUGCAGACAGCAAUGCUUCCGGUAUAGCUAUGUUAUUAGAAAUAGCGCGACUGUUCUCUGCUUUGUAUUCGACAGGUCGAUCAAGACCGCAGUAUAAUAUUGUUUUUAUUGCAACUGGAGCUGGCAAAUUAAACUAUCAGGGUAGUAAGAAAUGGCUGGAGGAUCAAUUGGAUGGACUUGAAGGAUCUAUUAUACAGGAUGCAGCUUAUGUAAUAUGUCUUGACACAGUUUCUGUGAGCGAUAAUUUAUAUGUACACGUAUCAAAGCCACCUAAAGAGAAUUCGUCGGGUGGUUUGUUUUACAAGGAACUGAAAACUGUGUCGCAAUCCCUAAAUACUGUCAAUGUUGAAGGUGUGCAUAAGAAGAUCAAUCUUGCGGAAGAAACAUUAGCUUGGGAACACGAAAGAUACAGUAUUCGGAGAUUGCCAGCUGCGACUUUAUCCACAUUAAAAAGUCACGAAGAUCCAAUUAGAAGUACUAUAUUAGACGUUGCUAAGGAAGGACAAGUAGACAUAUUAUACAAGCAUACUCAAGUUAUAUCUGAAGCAUUAGCACGACAUAUAUACAACUUAAGUUCUAGUCAAAUCUUUUCUGGUUCACUGGAUGUGUCGAAAGAAUCGCUCUCUUUAUGGUUUAAUUACUUUGCUUCUCAACCAAGAGCAGCAUCUUUACUAGCAGACAAACACAACUUACUAGUCGGUACUUUGAAAGAAGCAAUGGCGAGAUACUUGGGAGAGGUUAAAAUUACUCUCCAUACUCCUGAUAAACGAGAUCCAGAAUUCGUAUUCUAUGAUGUCACAAAAGCAAAUCUAAAUGUAUAUAGUGUAAAGCCGGCUGUGUUUGAUCUCUUUCUUACAUUCGGCAUAAUCGUGUAUUUGGGGAUAUUUUACAUGAUUAUACAUAAUUUUCCACGCAUUUAUUCUCUAGCAACGAGAUUUUCUGCAAAGAGCAAGACGGCUUAAAUCUUAUUUCGCAUUUACAAACGAAAAUUGAAUGUAUUGGAGAAAGUUUUUAAAAAUUUCCAGUCAGUUAAACGAUCAACUUACACUAAAAAGUUGACUGUAGCUCUUAAAGAGUUAAUAUAUUUCCUCCAAAGUGCUAUGAGUACUCCAAAAUAAUUGUAUAUUGAUGUAUAUUUAGGUAAUUGCCAAAGGCGAAUAAUUUGCGAUAAAGGCAAGUAUACAAGUUGAUUUGUAUAUUUAUUUCAUAAACUUUUAAUUGUAGAAUAACUAUGAAGAUUACAUAUUCAUAAUGCUCAAUCGAAUAUCGCUACCCUCUCGUAAUCUCUUCCAGCAAUAUAACGAUAUUUAGACAUUGAGAAAAAGUAUAAUAUUUUCGUGUAAAUAGAAAUUGUUCUCUAGUUGAACUGCCAUAUAAAGAAAGGUGAUAAUUAAGACCAAUUUAUGAUCGACCAAAUAGUGAGAUAUCAGGAUGCAAGUUAUGAUUUAUGAAAUAAAGACUGGAAAAUUAUUACAUGGGAACGUAAAUCGCUAUAAAAUUUAAUAUAUGUAUCUAAUGGUAGAUAUUUCAAGCCUAUAUUUAUUAAAGAUGCUUUAUAAGUAAUUGUAAAUUUAUUAAUUUUAAUAUCCUUUAGGAAUGAAA
Linepithema humile (Argentine ant) is the source of this 2666-nucleotide messenger RNA. RefSeq names its product BOS complex subunit NCLN. Lineage: Eukaryota; Metazoa; Arthropoda; Insecta; Hymenoptera; Formicidae. Gene Ontology annotation, cellular component: endoplasmic reticulum membrane. Gene Ontology annotation, biological process: regulation of signal transduction. The record is from RefSeq and is a predicted model, not a curated record.